This is a messenger RNA of Arabidopsis lyrata subsp. lyrata, 1564 nucleotides long. RefSeq lists its product as uncharacterized. The record is from RefSeq and is a predicted model, not a curated record. Lineage: Eukaryota; Viridiplantae; Streptophyta; Magnoliopsida; Brassicales; Brassicaceae. The transcript is spliced from 10 exons. The coding region runs from base 1 to 1035 and encodes 344 amino acids.
AUGAGCUAUCCAUCUCGUCACAAUCUUCUCUGCAGCUGCAGUCAUGAUGUUUCACAGAUCAUAGACUUUAUAAAGAACAUAAUCGAGACAUGUAUUCAAAAGUACAUGAGUUUGGAGGAAACGGUAACAUAUAUGGAGGACAAUCACAAGAUUAGUCACCAUCUCACCAAACCAAUAUGGGAGCAGCUUCAGAAAGAGAGUCCAGAGUUUUUCAACAAGUACCACUUAAAACGCGAAUUAGCGCGUCAAAUAACGAUGUUUAACAGUUUACUUGGAAAGCAAGUUUCUCUGAUGGUCGAGCAUGGAGCUCUUGAUAUCAAUACUGCAUCAUCUGAUAUGUCAGAGGUGAGUCUUUCAAGCUUGGCAAUGUUGGUAUUAGAUGAUACAAAUGGUCCAACAGUAAACCGGUUGCCGAUUCCUGAUGGUCAACAAAAUCAUCUUCAUCAAAAUCAAUGGUCUACACCAAAUAAUCAUGCUUGUACCAAUCUUGGAGCUCCUACUGUUCCACCGGCAGCUAAUGAUCAAUGGUUUCCUUAUAGUGAUCCUGCGUGUACCAAUCUUGGAGCUCCUACCGAUGCACCAUUUAAUUUAAACCCUUUUACAUUGAAUCAUUUGUAUGAAUCACUCUUUUUUUUUUCCUCCAUAGAUUACGAUCCUGUAUAUUCAGCCGUUGCACCAGUAGCUACUGCUCAAUGCCCAACAUCUAAUGAUCUUGUUCCCAUAGAUACUAGAGCUCUAACUGUUGCAAAAGCACCUACUGCGGCAUUUGACCAUUUUACAGAUGAGUUUGGAGACGAUAUUGAAAAUAGCGUCCCAAAUUUCCAGCAGAUGGAUCCUUCAACAGCAGAACAACUGACGCAACUCGAGCACCUGCUAGAUGACCAAUAUGGACAAUACGAACUGCCUUUGGAGCUGCAAACACCUGAAUAUGAAGCAAACAACAACGGGCUACAAGGAGUAAUACCGCAGCAACAACGUCAUCGUUAUCAUCAGGAACAAGAGACAAACCAAACACAAAGAGAUCCUCUGAAUUGAAUACCUGUUCAAUCUGAAGCUUUAAACCAUUCAGAUAGUGGUGAUAGCACACUAACAAUGGCUCAGAACCAGAAUGGUCUCCAAAGGCAACAUGAAUGGAUAACCUGGUCUCUGAAUGAGUGGAGCAAUAUCAGAGUGAAAUGACAAAAGAAAUUUGCAAACAGUAGGGGAUUUAUCCUCUGUCAAUUUACUUCUCUCUCCCUAGAUUAGCUUUCUUGGUUUUUUUCCUUUUUAUGGUGUGACAAACCCACAAGAUUUUUAGCAAGUUUCUUGCUACUAUAGUUUAAGAACCCAAAACUAUUGCAAAGAUAGGAUCUUUCGAGAAUUAGAAUUGAAACAGCUAUAUAAUCUUGCUACAUUCACUAGCUCAUACACCCAAGUUCAAACAUAUGCGUGAUCAAGCCACAAACCCAAAAUUGGAAAAGGUCGAAAGAGUUGGCCGUUGAUACGUGCAAGCCACAAAAUUGGAAAAGAUCACACACCCGCGUUACUGAACAUAUACGUGAUCAAGCCACAAACUUUUUUUUUA